Messenger RNA from Triticum dicoccoides, 3062 nucleotides. Its product is annotated as receptor-like protein EIX2. NCBI's taxonomy places the organism in Eukaryota, Viridiplantae, Streptophyta, Magnoliopsida, Poales, Poaceae. The transcript has 4 exons. Bases 3 to 3062 code for a protein of 1019 amino acids. Gene Ontology annotation, molecular function: protein binding. The record is from RefSeq and is a predicted model, not a curated record.
CCAUGGCAAAAGCACCCAUGGACACGCUUCAACUCUCCUGCAUCCAGAUAACCAUAGCCUUACUCUUGUUUACUCAAGCCAAGAGCACCACAGAGGAGACAUCUGCCCUGCGUCCAAAUGAUAUUGUCACCAGUUGUAUUGCUGGUGAGAGGUCUGCCCUUCUUGCCUUCAGGGCAGGUCUAUCAGACCCUGGCAACCUCCUUUCAUCUUGGAAGGGUGACGACUGCUGCCGGUGGAAGGGCGUCUACUGCAGCAACAGAACCGGCCAUGUUGUCAUGCUCGAUCACGGAGGCCCUGAUUUCUACGAAGGCUGUGAUGAGAGUAGUUGGGUGCUAGCAGGCAACAUAAGCUCCUCGUUGCUUGGUUUACAGCAUCUACGCUAUCUCGACCUCAGGUGUAACGAGUUUCUCCAGAUACAAAUACCGGAGUUCAUGGGUUCUCUCCAUCAGCUGAGAUAUCUUGACCUAUCAAAGUCACUGUUUGUUGGAAGGAUACCACCACAGCUGGGUAAUCUCUCCAACUUACAGUACUUAAAUCUUGAUAACUCAUACCGUUGUCCUUUCUGCACGUACUCCAAGGAUAUCACGUGGCUAUCACGGUUAACUUCCCUUGAGCACCUGGAUAUGACCUACGUGAACCUCAGUACAAUUGUUCACUGGGUUCCGGUGGUGAACAUGCUUCCAACUCUGGAAGUUCUUCGUCUCCCCUUUUGCGAGCUUGGAAGUAGCCCUGAUUCUCUUUUGCUCUCAAACCUGACAUCUCUUGAAACACUCGACCUUUCAGAAAACAACUUCCAUAAGCAUAGCAGGCCCAACUGGUUUUGGGAUGUAAGUAGCCUCAAGCAUCUAAAUAUCUCGGCCAAUGAUUUCUAUGGCCCAUUUCCGGAUGAGAUAGGUAAUAUGACCUCCAUUGUGGAGCUUGGUUUAUCAAAUAAUAACCUUGUGGGUAUGAUACCUUCCAGUAUGAAGAACCUAUGUAAUUUGGAGUUAUUAGGAUUUCCAUACAACAAUAUCAAUGGGAGUAUACAAGAAUUAUUCAAUCGAUUGCCUAGUUGUUCACAGAAUAAACUACAACAAUUAGAUGCAUCAUACUGCAGUCUGACUGGAAGCCUGCCAACUACACCAGUAGAUUCCAUAAGCAACCUCAGCCAGCUAGUCCUCUCUAACAACAGACUCAGUGGUCAUGUGCCGGUGUGGUUAGGGGAGCUCACAAAUCUAGCAAUGUUGAACCUUAGCUCCAACAACCUGGUUGGGGUCAUACAUGAGGAACAUUUAUCACGUCUAGAGAUGUUAUACACAUUGGAUUUGUCAGAUACCUCCAUUGCCAUCACAGUUAGUCCAACUUGGGUUCCUCCUUUUAGUCUAAGAGAAAUUUACCUUCGGUCCUGCCAGCUAGGGCCUAAAUUUCCAGCGUGGCUUCGAUGGCAAAAACAAGUAAGGGGUCUUGAUAUAUCGAACACAAGCAUCAGUGACAUGGUACCGGAAUGGUUUUGGAAAUCAGCUUCAUCGGCAAGGUUUCUCAAUAUUCGAGACAAUCAGAUUAAAGGAGUCCUCCCAUCAACAAUGCAAUCUAUGCAUGCACAAGAAAUGGAUUUCAGUUCUAACCAGCUUGGUGGUCCAAUACCUAAGCUUCCAUUCAAUCUAAUGGGACUGGAUCUCAGUCGGAACAAUAUAGUUGGACCACUGCCAUCAGACUUUGGAGCCCCAUUGCUUCAAACACUUGCUCUAUACGACAACAUGAUCUCUGGCGCCAUUCCAUCUUCUUUGUGCAAGUUGCAAUUAUUGCAGCUGUUAGAUCUAUCAAGAAAUAAUCUCAAUGGGUCAAUUACUGAUUGCCUAGUCAAUGAAUCCAGCACAGACAUGACAGACCUGAGCAUCAUUAAUCUAAGUUUCGGAAACAACAACCUCUCGGGUGAAUUUCCUUCACUCAUACAAAAAUGCCCCAAACUCAUCUUUCUUGAUCUCGGACAUAAUGAAUUCUCUGGGGCUUUACCAACCUGGAUUGGGGAAAAGCUACCGUCUUUGUCAUUCUUACGACUGAGAUCCAAUAUGUUUUAUGGUCACAUUCCAGUAGAGCUUACGAAGCUUGUUAAUCUACAAUAUUUGGACCUUGCAUACAACAAUAUAUCAGGGAGCAUACCGAGAUCAAUUGGUAAUUGCACAGGCAUGAGACAAGCAAGAGGCAACUCUGAUAAUCUUCGGUAUGCCUUGCAUAAUUUGUUCCAGCUUGGUGAAAAUAGUCUAGUUGACUAUACUGAGAAUUUGACAGUACUCACGAAAGAGAUUCCUGAAGAAAUCGGCACUCUUAUAGAAUUGAAGAACCUGAACUUAUCAUGGAACAACUUCAAUGGAAAAAUAUUUGAGAAUGUUGGUGCCUUAAUGCAAGUGGAGUCACUCGACCUAUCAUACAACAAUUUGUCUGGUGAAAUCCCUUCAAGCUUAUCGGCUCUCACAUCAUUGAGUCGCCUGAACCUGUCCUACAACAAUCUGAGAGGAAAGAUACCAACUGGAAAUCAACUGCAAACACUUGAAGACCCAGCAUCUAUUUAUAUUGGCAACCCGGGCCUCUGCGGUCCUCCUCUCUUGCGAAAUUGUUCGUCAAAGCCUGAGCCAAUUCCAGGAGAAUAUCAUGGAGUUGCAAUUGGCGACGUGGUUUCGUUUUUCCUCGCCAUGGGCUCUGGAUAUGUGAUGGGUCUCUGGGUGGUUUUCUGCACCUUCUUGUUCAAGAGGAGAUGGAGAGUUGCUUGGUACUCGCUCUGCGACAGCUUGUAUGACCGGGUUUAUGUGCAAGUGGCUGUUACCUGGGCUUCCUUGAGAGGUAAAAUUAAUGGUUUGGUGGCAAAUGAUGAUGAUAAGUUGGCAGCUGAUGAAGCUGAUUCUGAUCUGGAUCUGGCCUGGAAAAUGUUUGAUUUGCAAGAGCAAAUAGUUGGGAAGAACCCAGACGAUGCUGAAUCUUCGCUUGUUGUUGUUGGGAUUCGCAUGCUCCCGUGGUUGGUCAGUGAUGGAGGAAAUGAUCUGCCCUUGAUGGGUCAGCGGCCGUCAGCACCCAGAAUGAUAUACUGA